This is a messenger RNA of Lactuca virosa, 201 nucleotides long. Lineage: Eukaryota; Viridiplantae; Streptophyta; Magnoliopsida; Asterales; Asteraceae. The record is from the annotation of a GenBank genome assembly.
AUGCGGACAGGAUUGGUUAUGAACCUACAUGAUUGCAUCAAAGUCAGCCAUACUAUUAGCAAUAGGCGAUCAUCAGGUUAUUGUUCUGGAUUGAAUCAAACUGGAUUACUUGAAAACUCAUUUUCAUCUAACACUUUCGACAACAUCAAUCUGAGGAAUUUGAAGCAUGGCUACCGUGGUGGAGGGAAAAGUAAUAACUAA